Zea mays is the source of this 1366-nucleotide messenger RNA. Its product is annotated as gibberellin receptor GID1L2. Lineage: Eukaryota; Viridiplantae; Streptophyta; Magnoliopsida; Poales; Poaceae. The record is from RefSeq and is marked provisional. The transcript has a single exon. Gene Ontology annotation, molecular function: hydrolase activity. The coding region runs from base 87 to 1061 and encodes 324 amino acids.
CUUUGCCCAUCUGAUGAUCUCCCGCUAGCUAGCUUCCUUCUUGCUACUCCCGCAGUCCCCAGUUCCCCACCCGCCGCGCCCUCGCCAUGGAUCCGAGCUCCGAAAUCAUACUGGACACUCCAUACUUCCGCAUCUACAGCGACCGGCGCAUCGACCGCUUGAUGGGCACCGAAACGGUGCCGGCCGGCUUUGAUCCCAGCACCGGCGUCACCUCCAAAGAUGUCGUCAUAGACAGCGACGCCGGCCUCUACGUCCGCCUCUACCUCCCGCUCCCGGACACGGUGGCUGCCGCCGCGUCACCGCCGCCCAACGUUAACGACAGCAAGACCAAGCUCCCGGUGCUGGUCUACUUCCACGGCGGCGGCUUCGUCACGCAGUCGGCGGCGUCUCCGAUCUACCAGCGCCUCCUCAACGCGCUGGCCGCGAGGGCCGGCCUGCUCAUCGUGUCCGUGAACUACCGCCUCGCGCCGGAGCACCCGCUGCCGGCAGGCUACGAGGACUCCUUCCGCGCGCUGGAGUGGGUGGCGGCCUCCGGCGGGGACCCCUGGCUGUCGCGCCAUGGCGACCUGCGCCGCGUCUUCCUGGCCGGCGACAGCGCCGGCGGCAACAUCGUCCACAACGUCGCCAUGAUGGCCGCCGCGUCGGGGCCGCGGGUCGAGGGCGCCGUCCUCCUGCACGCCGGGUUCGGGGGCAAGGAGCCCGUUCACGGCGAGGCGCCGGCGUCUGUGGCGCUGAUGGAGAGGCUGUGGGGCGUCGUGUGCCCCGGGGCGACGGACGGCGUGGACGACCCGUGGGUGAAUCCCUUGGCCGCCGUGGCGCCGCCCAGGCCCAGCCUGCGGGACAUGCCGUGCGAGAGGGUGCUCGUGUGCGGGGCGGAGCUGGACUCCCUGCUGCCGAGGGACAGGGCGUACUACGAGGCCCUCGCGGCAAGCGGGUGGGGCGGCACGGUGGAGUGGUUCGAGUCCAAGGGCCAGGACCACGUCUUCUUCCUCUUCAAACCCGACUGCGGUGAGUCCGUGGCGCUCAUCGAUCGACUCGUCGCGUUCUUCGCUGCGAACUGAAAUUCGUCAUGUGUGCUCCCUAUUUUAUACAUAGUAGUGACAUAUAAAACUGCCCUAUAAUUUUAAAAUAAGUAUAUUUUAUAUAAUUUAAGUCACCAAUAAAAUAUCUUGCUCUAACAGUAAAACGUCAAAUCUAAAUUAUAGAGCAGCUUAUUAUGGUGUAGUAUAUUUGAGUCAUUUGAAAAUGUGUACUAUAACUUUUUUACUAAAUUUUAUGAAACACGUUAUUGUUGGAGUAGCUUUUUCUAUGUAGAACUAUAUAUUUCAAUUUGAGACAUCAGUUAUAUUAUUGGAGAUGCUCUUAC